AUGAGCAAAACAUUCACCCCCGCUGAAGUCGCCAAGCACAACAAACCCGACCAGGGUUUGUACAUCAUCGUCGACAACUCGGUCUACGACGUUACAAAUUUUGUAGACGAGCACCCAGGCGGCGCAAAGAUCUUGAAGCGUGUUGCCGGGAAAGACGCCUCGAAGCAGUUCUGGAAGUACCACAACGAUGGUGUGCUGAAGAAAUAUGCGCCCAAGUUGAAGAUUGGGGAGGUCAAGGAGGGUGCGAAGCUGUGA
Messenger RNA from Aspergillus nidulans FGSC A4, 255 nucleotides. RefSeq names its product cytochrome b5-like heme/steroid binding domain-containing protein. NCBI's taxonomy places the organism in Eukaryota, Fungi, Ascomycota, Eurotiomycetes, Eurotiales, Aspergillaceae. The record is from RefSeq and is a predicted model, not a curated record. Bases 1 to 255 code for a protein of 84 amino acids. Gene Ontology annotation, molecular function: heme binding. The transcript is spliced from 2 exons.